Molecule: messenger RNA, 700 nt
Organism: Macrobrachium nipponense
Lineage: Eukaryota; Metazoa; Arthropoda; Malacostraca; Decapoda; Palaemonidae
Exons: 2
Coding region: 148-597 (149 amino acids)
Cellular component (GO): extracellular region
Molecular function (GO): peptidase inhibitor activity
Source: RefSeq, a predicted model, not a curated record
CCCGGGCUUCCCGCGUUUCGUGAGAGUCACCUCUGGGAAAAUACCGAUUGCGAUUGUGAGGUAUAAAGGACUGUGAAACCAGCUGACAGCAUUCACUCCUCAUAAGGAAAGAAGAGUCACAACUCAUUCAGCUCCGCUAUAGGCAACAUGAAGGGACUUUUAGUCGUCUGCUGCUUGACAGCUGUUGCCUUUGCGCAAGAUAAAAAUGGAGGAAAUAAGAGAUUCAUUGGAGGACUAAAUCAAGGUUUUGGUGGUGUUGAUCCAGGAUUUGGAGGUGGAAUUAACCCAGGCUUUGGAGGAGGCGUCGGAGGAGUUUCCAACACCUGCAGACGUUGGUGCCGAACUCCCGAGGGACAAGCAUACUGCUGCGAGAGCAACAAUGAGCCUGACACCAUUCCCUUCGUGAAGCCAGGUGUAUGCCCUCCCGUUCGCCCUCAGUGCCCACCCGUCAGGAGCUUCGCUCCUCCGCAGACAUGCUCCAACGACAGCAAGUGCGGAGGCGUAGACAAGUGCUGUUAUGACAGGUGUCUUGAGGAGCACGUGUGCAAACCCCCAGUUGGGUCUUCCGGCUUUGGAGGAUUCGGAUUUGGAAGAUAAUCCUGACCAAUCUUUGAAAGAUUACCAUUGCUAGUUAUAAUACUAUUAUUUAUUUUCUAUUGAAAAUGCCAAAGAUAUCAGACAUUAAAAAAUAUUCAUAUGA